AUGAAUGUGACGAUCCUGUGUGAGGAUGAGCAGCACGACUCUAGAGAGGGUGACGAUGUAUCGAUGCAGUGUCGUUUCGACUUGGAGCCAGUGGCUGGAGAGUCACUCACUUACUACUGGGUCAGGAGUACAUCCAGCGGUCAUGACAAUGUAGCCAUCGGUAACAUACCCCUGGAGACGAACUACCAGAUAAAUUACGCUCCAUCGGAAGGUAAGUUCGACUUGCUGGUGUCGAAUGUGACAUAUGAGCGUGACAAUGGUCGCUUCGAGUGUCGCGUUAAGGCUGGCGGGUCCGGACGGACUUUGCACUCCCAAGGACACAGCCUGGUUGUCCUCACACAGCCCCAGCCUCCAAUCCUUAGCCCUGGAGCUCAGGCCCAAGCGCAAGAAGGAAGGCAACUCAACCUUACUUGUUCAAGCACCGGGGGAUCGCCUAGCCCAUACAUAAAGUGGUAUCGAGAUGGUUCAAUCCAUCCGUUAGACGCUGAGCUCAUAGCUGGUAAGACUCGCUUCGAGCCGACGUUGUCAAUAUUAACGUUGGAACCAAAUAGAGAUGAUAAUGGAGCGACAUUCCGCUGUGUCGUGAGGAACCGAGCUAUGAAGGAAGGGAACCAGCUCGAGGCUACUGUGGAACUUAGCGUUAACUAUUUCCCCCGCGUUGAAGUCGGACCCGAAAAUCCUUUGCGAGUCGAGAUCGACGGGAACGCUAACAUGGUGUGCAAAGUUGACGCUAAACCUAAAGUGAACACGGUCAGGUGGACGCGAGAUGGGAAAUAUAUAUCAAACUCAUUCACACAUCUGAUACAAGGAGUGACUGUACAGGACGCGGGCAAAUAUAUCUGCAGCGCUGACAACGGGCUCGGCCAGCCCGGAGAAAAUGAAAUAUACUUGGACGUCCUGUAUCCACCCAGCGUCACAGUCGAUUCGAAAACAUACGAAGCCGAAGAAGGUGGCAACGUUGAAAUAAGAUGCGAAGUCUCCUCCAACCCCGACCCUAUAUCCAUAGAAUGGACCAAGGAAGGACGAACUGAUUUCAGACAGAAAGGGAAUACAUUGGUACUGACCCGAGUUGACGCGGACAUGGCCGGGACUUACGUGUGUCGGGCUGUGAAUAUCAUCGCUACCAGUAGUGGUAAUAAAGUGGAAAAAGCCGGUAUGGCGUCUGUGGCGGUGCUCGUGAGACAUAAGCCUGGACGAGCUUACAUAAGUCCCGAUCAUCCGAUAGCCCAAGAAGGUACCGGGGUCACAUUGACCUGCAGCGCCAAGCCUCCCGGCUGGCCUGUACCGCAAUAUCGUUGGUUCCGUGAAAUAGAAACGGUUGAUAUUAAACCUACGGUAUUAGCGACGGGGAACAAAUAUACAAUACCCAGCGCUCAUCUGGGCAGCGAAGGCGUGUAUCAUUGUCAAGCCACAAACGAACUCGGUCAUAGUGAGCUAGCCACGGUCAACUUGGAAGUGUACCAGCCGCCUAGAUUCCAGUCAAAACUUCAACCUCACAUGAUAAAAAACUCAGGCGAGAGGAACUUCUCCCUCACAUGCGUCGCUUUAGGCAAACCUCUCCCUAACGUCAAAUGGUACAAGGACAACUCGGAAAUCCGACCCGACGCCAACAUGUACGAAGUGAAGACGGAAAUUAAUAAAAGCAGCAACGCCGUCUACAAUAUACAGAGUGUUCUCAGAUUUCACGGCAGGGCGAGGCCCAGCGGCGACGACCUGCUGCCUGCUGAUAGAGGCGUUUAUUCUUGCUCCUUUGAAAACGAAGUCAAGAAAGUGGAAUCGUCGAUGCAACUCCGUAUUGAACAUGAGCCGUUAUCGAUCAAACAACAGCGGAAGGUGGCCUACGAUUUGAUGGAGAACGCGGAAAUAUCGUGUCGAGUGUUGGCCUACCCUAAGCCAGAGUUCCAAUGGUACUACAGCAUGAAUCCAUCCCCGCUACAGAUGUCCUCGGACGGCCAUUACGAGAUUAUUACCACGACCGACGAAAACGACGCGUACUUGAGCGUGCUCGUCAUAAGAAAUAUAAAGUCGCAGGACUACGGCGACUAUUACUGCAAUGUUAAGAACACACUGGGCAGCAUUCGGCCGCAGAUUAGGUUGCAGCCUAAGGGCGCGCCUGAACCUCCCAAGAACCUUUCUAGUCAGAAAGUUGACGCGACGUAUGUGACCUUGAAGUGGGAGGAAGGCUUCAACGGCGGGUUAUCAAGUACGAAAUACUUCGUACUAUAUCGACGAGUCAGAUCCAUCAGUGGCGAGCCGUGUACUGUGCAAGGAACCGACGAAUUCGACUGGAAGGAGUACGACUGCGGCCGAGCAAACCCAUGCAACGUCACUAGGCUGGAGCAACACAACUCAUACUACUUUAAGCGAGUGACGUAUGCAUUCAAGGUGAAGGCGGUCAAUACUAAAGGUCAGAGUAACUAUUCCAAUGAGAUUUCGGUGACAACGAGGGUUGAUAAGAUAUUACCGCCGGAACAGGUCUCCUAUGACCCUAGGUCUAGUGUCGUGGGCUUCAGAGUGGGGCCCACCUGCCUUCCGCUUAUGGGAGUCAUCGAAAAUUUGGUUGCCGAUGGAUGGAAGGUGAUAGAAACGAUGCCUCUCCGUCUGUCGGGAGUGGUUUCAUCGGAACAAGAUACCACUUUGGAUCAAGUGACCGUCGGCGGGCGAGCUGAGAGAAACAUUUACGACCCCAACAUACGACUUAGACUGAAACUGUGCUUACAGAACAACCAGAACGUGUGCAGCGAAUAUAUUGAAGCUAAGAUCGGUCCAUCCAUCACAAAGGAAGCGGUGGCCCUCACCACCGGCACUAUGAUAGCGCUGAUCAUAUCCUGCGUGCUCAUCGUGAUGGGUUUCAUACUAUUCGGCCUGUACUGCCGCUGUAAAUGUAAGGAGAAGAACAAGGGCUCGUCCAAGAACUACGUCGUAGAGGCGAAACGAUCGCCCGUCGACUCGCCUAGGAAUCAUCCUCCCCCUCCCUAUUACCCCACCACUGGAAUGGAGAAUAAGGCUCUAGAAAGUUCCAUGGACGUGCCCUCAAUCAUGGAAGACUCCAAGUAUUCCUCGCAGCCCUACGGCUACCACAUGCCCGCGCAGGACAUACCGCCCACCGACUGGAACAUUCAGUAUUUAGAGAAUAAUUACGCGAACAGCAACAACGGUGGUAGCGUCAACUCUCAAGACUCGCUGUGGCAGCUGAAAAUGGUCGCCGCUAACAAUUCGUCGGGCAUGUGUCACCCCAUCAUGACAUCCGACAGACAGAGCAACUACGGAUACGACCCCAUCAGACACGGCGGCUACGGCACUAUCGAUGACUACGCGCCCUAUCCGCCACUACCGCUGGCACCGCACGGACAACACGGCCAGCUCGGCCAGCAUGGCCAACAUGGCCAACAUGGCCAGAUGGCAUCUCACGGCCAACACGCGCCACUAGCACCGCAUUCGUCCCACGGCCCGGGUUCAGACUACGCUCGCAACUCCCAAAACCCUUCACGGCAAGACUACUGCUCGGAUCCGUACGCCUCCGUUCAUAAACCCAAGAAACGAAUGGACCAACAUAUCGAGUCCCCGUACCACGAGGUGAGCGGCCUGCCAGAGUUCCCCGACGCUGCGGACGACAAGCCGGCGUUGUCCCUUAGCUACGACGAGUCGCUAGAAUCCGGCUACUCCACCCCCAACUCGCGCGCGCGACGCGUUAUCAGAGAGAUCAUCGUGUAA
Danaus chrysippus (African queen) is the source of this 3714-nucleotide messenger RNA. The record is from the annotation of a GenBank genome assembly. NCBI's taxonomy places the organism in Eukaryota, Metazoa, Arthropoda, Insecta, Lepidoptera, Nymphalidae.